Molecule: messenger RNA, 1338 nt
Organism: Rhodamnia argentea
Lineage: Eukaryota; Viridiplantae; Streptophyta; Magnoliopsida; Myrtales; Myrtaceae
Product: zinc finger CCCH domain-containing protein 54
Exons: 1
Coding region: 431-1141 (236 amino acids)
Molecular function (GO): metal ion binding
Source: RefSeq, a predicted model, not a curated record
UCUGUGUAAUUCAGGGUGUUGGCGUCUUUUUAGUAGUUUCUUCACCAUUAUCGGUCUCGUUGAUCUCUCUCUCUCUCUCUCUCUCCUUUGUCAAUUACGCCAUAAUUAUCCAGUAACAUUCAAUUCAAGACUAUACGCAUUUCACGUGGGCCCCUUAAAUUUCUUUGCACCAGUUCUAUCGUCUUCCUCCUUCCCCUUCUGUUACAGAAUACUCCUCCUUCGCGCUCUCUUCGGUAGAGUUGGGGUCGCUCGUUUCAUCUUCAGGCACAUAUGUAACAGCCAUCCUCCAACCUCUCCAGACGAUACCGUCUUUUUGAAGGAUUCGUCGCCUGCAUGCACACAUUGGUCGCUUUCAUCUUUCUUCGGAGACAAGAGAGAAAUCGAAGGGGAAGAAGUAUUUCGACGCCCACCUCAGAGGAGGCCGCGUAACAUGUUGAAAGGAAUCAAGAAUCGGAAAGGUGGCUGGGAUUCCCUGGAUGACCCCGCGUGCAACGUGCAGCGUUUCUCCGACAAGUUUGACGAGAUUUACGGCUCCGACGAGUUUCGCAUGUACGCGUACAAAGUGAAGCGCUGUCCCCGGACGCGAAGCCACGACUGGACGGAGUGCCCCUACGCCCACCGCGGCGAGAAGGCUCAGCGUCGCGACCCCCGCAAAGUCAGCUACGCCGCCGUCGCCUGUCCCGCCUUCCGCGUGGGCACCUGCCUCAAGGGCGGCUCUUGCGAGCUCGCCCACGGGGUCUUCGAGUACUGGCUCCAUCCCGCCCGGUACCGCACGCGAGCGUGCAACGCCGGCGAGUUCUGCCAGCGCAAGGUCUGCUUCUUCGCCCACUCGCCCGACCAGCUCCGCCCCGAGACCAAGUACAAGUGCACCCGCGCGCACCGGACGCGCGUGGCGGAGAUGGACGGAUCGCGGAGUGCCACGCCGGCGAGGACGCCCCGGUCGGCCAGAGGAAACGUGGGGUCUGAAGUGGACGUGGGUGAUGGAGUGUCGGAUCUUUUGAGGAGCCUGAAGAGAUUGAGCAUAAGAGGCGGCGACGACGAGGACGGCGAUGGUGAAUCGGAAAAAGCGAAAUCUGGGUGGGAUGCCUCGGUUUUGGAUUUAUCACAUCUUGGUUGGAUCUCCGAUUUAGUGGAUAAUUAGUUAAGUUUUAAGAAGAUUAGAUUAAACCUGUGACGAAGAACGUAAUCUUCUGAUUUGAGAAGUGGAAACUUAUUGAUAUAGGCUGUAGUCUGGAGAAGUCCUAGGUUGUUCAGAUUUCCAUGUACGAGUCAAUCGCGCCCCUUUUAAUUUCGUUCUAUCUUUGUAUGGAAACAGUUAGUCAGGCCGAGAAAUUUGAU